Erinaceus europaeus (western European hedgehog) is the source of this 4051-nucleotide messenger RNA. It is a transcript of the gene PDZRN4, whose product is annotated as PDZ domain containing ring finger 4. The record is from RefSeq and is a predicted model, not a curated record. NCBI's taxonomy places the organism in Eukaryota, Metazoa, Chordata, Mammalia, Eulipotyphla, Erinaceidae. Gene Ontology annotation, molecular function: protein binding. Bases 39 to 3248 code for a protein of 1069 amino acids. The transcript has 10 exons.
GGAGCAAAAACUUCCAGCCAAACAAACUCGGAGACCGCAUGCCCCCACCCUCCUUCUUGGCGCGGAGAAGCUGCUGCCUCGGCAGGAGCGCUCACCCCGGGGUUUCGGGGGAGACCGAGGGUCUGGAGGGGACUGACUGUGGCAGCCGGCGGCCCCGCCCUGCUAUGGGCUUUGCCCUGGAGCGCUUUGCCGAGGCCGUGGACCCGGAGCUGGAGUGCGGGCUGUGCGGCCAGGUGCUGGAGGAGCCGCUGUGCACGCCGUGCGGGCACGUCUUCUGCGCCGGCUGCUUGCUGCCCUGGGCGUCGCGGCGACGCCGGUGCCCCUUGCGGUGCCAGCCGCUGGCUCCGGCCGAGCUGUACCGGGUGCUGCCGCUGCGCAGCCUGGUGCACAAAUUGCGCGUCCGCUGCGACCAUAGCGCCCGCGGCUGCGCCCGGGCACUGCGGCUGCACGAGCUGGCGGCGCACGUCGAGCGCUGCGCCUUCGGCCCUGCGGGCGGCCGGAGCGGCAUCCCGGGGCCGGACGAGCACAGAGCCGGCGGCAGCAGCGGGCCGGCACGAGGGGCCUGCGGAGCUGACCCGGGCGGGGACGUGCGAGGCUCGGGCGGGCGGGGGCCCGGGCCUGGGGGCCUCGCCUGGAGGCGGCGCGAGCGGGCGCUGCUGGCCCGGCUCUGGCUGCUUCGGGCCGAGGUGCAGCUGGCGGCGCGUAGGUACCGGGACCAGUUCACCCAGUACAUGGCUCACGUCCGCUCCUUCGCUGCCGGCGACCCGGGCGGCGAAGGCCAGGAUGAAGAACAUAUACCAUUCACCAUUGUGCUAGAAAGAGAAAAUGACAAACUGGGAUUCAAUAUUAUAGGAGGCCAACCAAGUCAGACUAACCAGAAAGAAACAACAAUGGAAGGAAUUUUUGUCUCAAAAAUUUUGGAAAAUGGACCUUCUGACAGAGCAGAUGGCCUGGAGAUUCAUGACAAAAUCAUUGAGGUCAAUGGGAAGGAUCUCUCCAAGGCAACCCAUGAGGAGGCGGUGGAAGCUUUCCGAAAUGCCAAGGAGCCCAUCGUGGUGCAGGUUCUAAGGAGAACACCUCUCAGCAAAGCAGCCUAUGGGAUGAUUCCAGAAGUGCAGUUCAUGCAUGCCAGCACUCAGACAGACAUCACCUUUGAACACAUCAUGGCCCUGGCCAAACUGAGGCCACCCACCCCUCCUGUGCCUGACGUCUGUCCAUUUCUGCUCUCAGACAGCUGCCAUUCUCUUCAUCCGAUGGAGCAUGAAUUUUAUGAGGACAAUGAGUAUCUUUCCAGCCUGCCUGCUGAAGCAGACAGAACAGAGGACUUUGAAUAUGAGGAGGUCGAGUUAUGUCGUGUUAGCAGUCAGGAGAAGCUGGGCCUGACAGUCUGUUACCGAACAGAUGAUGAAGAAGACACCGGCAUUUAUGUCAGUGAGGUAGAUCCAAACAGUAUUGCGGCAAGAGAUGGACGGAUUCGAGAAGGGGAUCGAAUUUUGCAGAUAAAUGGGGAAGAUGUCCAGAAUCGAGAGGAAGCGGUGGCACUGCUAUCAAGUGAUGAGUGCAGGCGGAUCGUGCUGCUGGUGGCAAGGCCAGAGAUUCAGCUGGAUGAAGGCUGGCUGGAAGAUGAAAGGAAUGAAUUCUUAGAGGAGUUAAACUUGGAGAUGCUGGAAGAGCAGCAUAAUGAAGCAAUGCAGCGUACUGCCAAUGAGGCGGAGCAGCCCAAAAAGCAAGAAGAAGAAGAAGGCACCACAGACACAGCAACAUCAUCAUCCAACAACCACGAGAAAGACAGUGGUGUGGGGCGCACGGAUGAAAGCCUGAGAAAUGAUGAGAGCUCAGAACAGGAAAAUGCAGCUGAGGAUCGCAACAGCAGGUCUUUGAAGAGCAAGAGAGAGCUGGGGCAGAGCCAAGACACUCUGGGAAGUGUGGAGCUUCAGUGCAAUGAGAGUUUCCUGUCGGGUGAAUACAUUGACUCAGACUGCAUUGGCAACCCAGAGGAUGAGUGUGAAAGAUUCCGGCAGCUCUUGGAGCUCAAAUGCAAAAUCAGAAGCCACGGAGACUAUGAUCUGUAUUAUUCAAGCAGCACAAUAGAAUGCAAUCAAGGUGAACAAGAAGGAGUGGAGCAUGAGCUGCAGCUGCUGAACGAAGAAUUGAGAAACAUUGAGCUGGAGUGUCAGAAUAUCAUGCAAGCUCACCGGCUUCAGAAAGUGACAGACCAGUAUGGAGACAUAUGGGCACUGCAUGAUGGGGGAUUCCGGAAUUAUAACACUAGCAUAGAUAUGCAGAGGGUCAAGCUAGAUGACAUCAUCGAGCAUCCAGAAAAGUCAGACAAGGACAGUUCCAGCGCUUACAACACAGCUGAGAGCUGCCGAAGCACCCCACUCACGGUGGACCGAUCCCCUGACAGCUCACUUCCAAGAGUGAUCAACCUGACCAAUAAGAAAAACCUGAGCAGCACGAUGGCUGCCCAUCAGUCCUCCUCUGGACAGAGCAGUAAAGAGUCAACCUCUGCCCGAGGCAAAACCACCACGGAGCUGGGGUGCACCACUGAAGGUAAGGAAAAACCCGCGGAGAGCAACAAGCUUUCUGACCCAGAGAAGACAGGCAGUGAGCGCAUUCCCUAUCUCUCUCCCUAUCACAGCUCCUCCUACAGAUAUGCCAACAUCCCAGCACAUGCCCAGCACUAUCAAAGCUACAUGCAGUUGAUUCAGCAGAAGUCUGCGGUGGAGUACGCCCAGAGCCAGCUGAGCUUGGUGAGCAUGUGCAAGGACGCUCAGAAGUGUUCCGAACCCAAGAUGGAAUGGAAGGUGAAAAUCAGGAGCGACGGGACACGCUACAUAACCAAGAGACCCGUGCGAGAUCGCAUCCUGAGAGAACGUGCCUUAAAGAUCAAGGAGGAGCGGAGCGGCAUGACCACAGACGACGACACGAUGAGCGAGAUGAAGAUGGGACGCUACUGGAGCAAGGAGGAGAGGAAGCAGCACCUGGUGCGCGCCAAGGAGCAGCGGAGGCGCCGUGAGUUCAUGAUGCGCAGCCGGCUGGAGUGUCUCAAGGAGAGCCCGCAGAGUGGUGGCGAGGGCAAGAAGGAGAUCAACAUCAUCGAACUCAGCCACAAAAAGAUGAUGAAAAAGAGGAACAAGAAAAUUUUGGACAACUGGAUGACAAUCCAAGAACUGAUGACCCAUGGGACCAAGUCUCCGGAUGGCACUAGAGUGCAUAAUGCCUUUCUGUCAGUCACCACCGUAUGACACCCCCUCCGCCCCAGAUCCCAGGAAGCAACUGAUUUUUCAGAGGGUGCUACCAGUUUGGGUAGAGUAUGAUUGCCUCGUUCAAUGUGGCAUUUUUAUAUAUAUUUUGUGACUCUUUAUAGUUUAAAUUUUUUCUAAGCAGAAAGUUACCUGGUAAUUUUUUCAUUUGUUUUUCAUAUGCCGGUACCUUCUUUUUGGCUGAGAUCUUUCUUUAACUUGUGAUAUAUUCAUAUUACACAUUUAUAUAUAAAAAAAGAAAAGCAAACAAAAAAACUUGAACAAAAGUACUGAAAGCCAAUUAAUUUCCUAUUUCAAUGUAUCUAUUGUAAGUUAAGAUCUGGAUUUAUUUCUCUAGUUCACUUGUUUUCUACUUUCAAGAGCAACUCAUUGCCAAAACAUUUUUAUGCUUGUUCUUGGCAUAUGUAUCAAAGCGUGUGCCACAGCUUGUCUUGUGCAUAAAAACUCUUCUUAACGUACCACUGUACAUUUAACACACAAAUGGCCACUGUUCUUGUCUAAGUAAAGUCUAUGUGGACAAUCUUCCUGUGAUGUGUAGUGACCUUAGUCAUGUAGCCAGAUAACCCACUGUGGUAAUUGUGACAAAAAGAGAGAGAGAGAGAGAGAAAUUAUUGAUUAUCAUUAAGAGUUAGCAAGGAGUGUUUUAUUUUCAUUGUCCAUUGUGGUUAUCAGAUAUAAAUUAGUUACAUAUGAAUACUGUUUAGAAGACUCCUGGUUGUGGAUUAUAAAAUGUGUACAUUUUGUAUUGCUUUUUUCAAUAAAAUUGUCUUGAAAUACUUCCCACA